Molecule: messenger RNA, 2257 nt
Organism: Priapulus caudatus
Lineage: Eukaryota; Metazoa; Priapulida; Priapulimorpha; Priapulimorphida; Priapulidae
Product: BUD13 homolog
Exons: 7
Coding region: 1-1503 (500 amino acids)
Biological process (GO): mRNA splicing, via spliceosome
Cellular component (GO): U2-type spliceosomal complex; RES complex
Molecular function (GO): RNA binding
Source: RefSeq, a predicted model, not a curated record
AUGGCGUCAGUCAGCAAGCAAGAAUAUUUACAGAGAUAUUUAUCUAGUAGUAGUAGUACUGCAGAUAAUAAGCAGCUUAAGAAAAAGAGAAAAAAGAAAAAUGCAGCAAAUACAGUUGCACCAAGCAUGCGCAUCAUAGACGAUGACAUAGACCUGCAGAGCUUAGGGACAGCACCAGCAGAGACGGGUGUGGAACAGGUGGAGGAUGAUGAGGGCCCCGCUGUCGCAGCAUUCAUCGAUGAGAGACCGGAACACGUCUGGAAAACGGAGGCGUAUAGAGAGGACCCUCACUGGAAAAUCAUAGGUGAUAAAACGGAGGGGUCGGCACACCAAGAAUUUAGUUGCGGUGUCUCACCAGAAAGAAGGAAACAUUCUUCUGACAGCGAAGGGUCACCUAUUAGGCAGAGACAUGAUUCUGGAAGUGACCAAUCACCUCACAGGAGACAGAGACAUGAUUCUGGAAGUGACCAAUCACCUCACAGGAGACAGAGACAUGAUUCUGGCAGUGACCAAUCACCUCCCAGGAAACAGAGACAUGAUUCUGGGAGUGACCAAUCACCUCCCAGAAGACAGAGACAUGACUCCGGUAAUGACCAAUCACCUCCCAGGAGACAGAGACACGAUCCUGGUCCUGAUAAACCGCUUCAUAGAACGGCUCGACGUAAUCCUGUUACCAGUGACCAGUUACCUCCUAGGAAGCAUAGACAACAUUCUGACAGUGACCAAUCGCCACCAAGAAGACGACGUGCACAUGGGUCGGACAGUGACCAAUCGCCAGUGAGAAAACGAAAUCGAGCAUCAGAUGACGAUCUUUCUCCGCCUAGAAGGUCCGGUGCUUCUAACGCAGCAUUGUCGUCUUCCGUGAAAAAUUCCACGCGGCUGGAUAAGAUGACCUCGGGUGUGAAAGCAGGCUUGCAAGAUGCGAGAACUCUGAGAGAUGAGAACACAAAAGCUCGGCGAAGAGAGGACAGAGUCUUUGAGAAGAGCAAUCCAGAGGUGCUAGGCAAGAAUGCGGAGACCGUGUUUCGGGAGAGGAGUACGGGAGGUCGAAGAAAUAUGAAGGAAGAACGACGAGAAAAGAAGCGGGAUGAGCAGAAAAAGGCAGAGAUGGAAGAGAAGUACCUUGAAUGGGGAACAGGCGUGAAACAAAAGGAGCAGCAGAAAACGCAGCUGGAGACAGACCUCUACGAGAUGUCGAAGCCGCUCGCUCGUUACCGUGACGACAAAGAUCUGGAUGAGGUGCUGAAGAACCAGGACCGGGAUGGAGACCCGAUGUUGGCUUUCUUGAAAAAGAAGAAGUCGUCGUCGCAAGGAGAAGCCAAGAUUCAACGACCAACAUACAGAGGACCUCUGCCGCCUCCGAACAGGUUUGGUUUGAUGCCUGGAUAUAGGUGGGAUGGCGUCGAUCGCUCACGCGGUUUUGAGAAAGAGCUUUUCAUAAGAAUGUCGAGCAAAAAGGCAGUGGAAUCGGAAGCGUACAAGUGGAGCGUCGAAGACAUGUAAAUGGAACUGCACGGAUGUACGCGACACAUGACACUCGAAGCGUACAUGCUCCACGUGUGUUCGUACAUGCUGGUAUUGUAGAUAUAUACCCUUGUACAGACAGAUAUGCCAUCAUGGGAGUACAGCCAACACACUCAUUGUUAGGGAAAUGACAACUUGCGUAUGCUGGGCCCCCCUGGCAUUGCGCGUGCCUCGGCUGUGUAUGAGGCGCUUGGGUCUGUUACUAGUUCAUUUUUUAUCAGCUAGCCAGUGAUUUCCAGAGUGAGAUCAAGUUGGCAUAAAUCUAAUGUAAUUUGCUGUCGAUUCUCUCUCAUAGAGGGCGCUCUAGGUCAUGUGUUAAUCCAUCAGGUUUUAUUCAUUUUUAUUCCUAUUCGUCGCAGAGUCUUGACUGUAAAAAAGCAAGAAGUUUACUUGCACUCUUAUACACUGCCAACUCGAGUGUGCACAUAAUGAGGAGUGAUUGCUUGUUGCUAUGUGUGAAAGCUGGGUAAUGUGGCUUGGUGUGUCUGGGUAGGGCAAGAACUCAAAUAACUGUGUAAAUCAGCAGUAGUCAUUCAACAGGUUUGCUUGAAAACAAUGAUGCAUUGAUUUAUGUAGAUAUUUGAGUAUUAGACAUGUUAAGAAGAGAGUAGAGCAUAUUAAUUACCCAUUUGCACAUCGUAGAUUAUAGAUCUGAAAGGAAUUAUUGGGUUGCAUGUUUUACAUACUUUACGUAAAUAAAUACAUCUUCACGAGAUAUUUGUACCACAGUGAA